Messenger RNA from Oreochromis niloticus (Nile tilapia), 747 nucleotides. Its product is annotated as E3 ubiquitin-protein ligase TRIM39-like. The coding region runs from base 110 to 661 and encodes 183 amino acids. The record is from RefSeq and is a predicted model, not a curated record. NCBI's taxonomy places the organism in Eukaryota, Metazoa, Chordata, Actinopteri, Cichliformes, Cichlidae. Gene Ontology annotation, molecular function: protein binding. The transcript has a single exon.
GGAAAGAGUCCAGCGCUGCCCCCUGCUGGAUGAUCCACAGCUGCCCUCAGGAGCUCUGAUAGACCAGCCCAAACACCUGGGCAACCUGACCUUCAACAUCUGGAACAACAUGAAGGACAUGGUCUCCUACACUCCUCUCAUUCUGGACCCAAAUACUGCUUAUCCACAACUCAUCCUGUCUGAAGAUCUGACCAGUGUGAGACGAGGAGGAGAGAGGCAGCAGCUUCCUGAUAAUCCAGAGAGGUUUGACUAUUACUUCUCUGUCCUGGGCUCUGAGGGCUUUAAGUCAGGGACUCACAGCUGGGAUGUUGAGGUUGGAGAUGGUACAGGGUGGUUACUAGGUGUGUUAGCAGAGCCUGUGCAGAGGAAGGGAAACAUACAGUCUGGAUUGUGGGGAAUAUUCUUCUAUCAAGAUAAAUACUCAGCACGCUCACCAUCAGCUCCUCUAACUGCUCUCUCAGUACAGAAGAAGUUCCAGAGGAUCAGAGUGAAUCUGGACUGGAACAGAGGAAAGCUGUCGUUCUCUGAUCCUGAUACUAAAACACACAUACACACCUUCACACACACUUUCACUCACACGAUGUUUCCAUACAUUCAAACUGGUGGUAAAGUGAACGUGUGUCCGUUGAAGGUGUCAGUGUCAGUGGAGCAGAUGAGUUGAGGAUGAUGAUAUUUCUAAUGUUGUUUCCUGUCAGUGAAUUGAAGCUGUUAAACUGCAGCUGUCCUCCUGCUGCCUCGUUGUUCCAA